This is a messenger RNA of Lodderomyces oxycetoniae, 525 nucleotides long. RefSeq names its product peptide alpha-N-acetyltransferase subunit (gene NAT5). The record is from RefSeq and is a predicted model, not a curated record. Bases 1 to 525 code for a protein of 174 amino acids. Gene Ontology annotation, molecular function: N-acetyltransferase activity. Gene Ontology annotation, biological process: mitotic sister chromatid cohesion. NCBI's taxonomy places the organism in Eukaryota, Fungi, Ascomycota, Pichiomycetes, Serinales, Debaryomycetaceae. Gene Ontology annotation, cellular component: NatA complex. The transcript has a single exon.
AUGGGAAGAGAUAUUGUAGCAUUAGAUAACGUUACAGUAAACAAUAUUGGGGUUCUUAAAAAGAUCAACGAGGUGGUUUUACCUUGUAAGUAUCCAGAAUCUUGGUAUAAUCAAUGUUUCACUGAAACUAAUAUUCUCGUUCAACUUGGAUAUUAUGCCGAAAUACCAGUUGGCGCUAUAAAAGCUCGAGUAAUCAAUAAUUAUCAGAUCAAGUCUUCUUUUGAAGAGGAGAUUUCGAAUUCAAACGUUUUAAAAAAGACCCCCAAUUGUGUAUACAUUGAAAGUUUUGCAGUUUUACCAAACUAUAGACAUUAUGGUAUUGGUCUGAAAUUGUUGGAAUGGCUUAUUGAGCAAACAAAAAAAAGAUUUGUUCAUGAAAUAAUCAUACAUGUACAAACCUGUAAUGAAAGCGCCUUGGAAUGGUAUACCAAAAAGGGGUUUGAGAAGGGCGAAUUAGUAAAAGAUUACUACAAGAACCAAGAAUUGGACAGUCCAGAUGCGUUUGUCAUGAAACUAAGAGUUUAA